Chanos chanos (milkfish) is the source of this 2688-nucleotide messenger RNA. Its product is annotated as serine/threonine-protein kinase pim-3. Lineage: Eukaryota; Metazoa; Chordata; Actinopteri; Gonorynchiformes; Chanidae. The record is from RefSeq and is a predicted model, not a curated record. Gene Ontology annotation, biological process: negative regulation of apoptotic process; protein autophosphorylation; regulation of mitotic cell cycle. The coding region runs from base 332 to 1306 and encodes 324 amino acids. The transcript is spliced from 6 exons. Gene Ontology annotation, cellular component: cytoplasm. Gene Ontology annotation, molecular function: protein serine/threonine kinase activity; ATP binding.
GCCUAAGUAGUGGAAGAGCUGUUAGUCAAUUUAUACCAGUCAGGUUAAAUUGUACUAGCUGAUGUAUUGCGCGCGUCUUUAUCUGUUUUCCAAGAGGACUAUUUCAGUAUUACACCAGGAUUAAAUAUCGAGGACUUUAUUUCUUUUCACAUCUGUUUCACUGGACCGGGACAGCGAGGCGGAGUUGGCGCACUGGAUCUAACCUUGUGCAUUUUUUAGCCUACUGGCUAGCGGAGCGCUAGCUAAUCACUAGUAAUUUUCACUACAAACUGGGCAACGAACAAACCAGUUGAGCUUGAAGGCCAAGGAUUUGUUUUACGUCUGUUUAAAUAUGUUGCUGUCCAAGUUUGGGUCUUUCUCUCACAUUUGCAACCCCACCAGCAUGGACCAUUUACCGGUGAAAAUACAGCUUCCACCAGUGAAAGUGGAGCCUGAGCCAUUUGAAAAGAUGUAUCAAGUCGGAUCUGUGUUGGGAAGCGGAGGAUUUGGAACAGUAUACGCCGGUAGUCGGAUUUCUGACGGUUUACCGGUCGCAGUGAAACAUGUGGCAAAGGAAAGGGUUACGGAGUGGGGCUCUAUUAACGGUGUGAUGGUACCUUUGGAAAUUCUGCUUUUGAAGAAAGUCGGCUCUUCUUUUAGAGGAGUGAUAAAGCUGUUGGAUUGGUAUGAAAGGCCGGACGGUUGGUUAAUUAUCAUGGAGAGACCAGAACUGGUGAAAGAUCUCUUCGACUUCAUUACUGAGAAAGGCGCGUUGGACGAGCCAACGGCUCGAGGAUUUUUCCGUCAAGUUCUGGAGGCUGUUCGUCACUGCUACAACUGCGGUGUAGUGCACAGAGAUAUCAAAGACGAGAAUCUCCUCGUAGACUUACGCAGCGGGGACCUCAAGCUCAUUGACUUUGGUUCAGGGGCGAUUCUCAAGGACACGGUCUACACCGACUUUGACGGCACAAGAGUGUACAGUCCACCAGAGUGGAUCCGCUUCCAUAGAUACCACGGGCGCUCGGCAACAGUGUGGUCGCUUGGAGUGCUGUUGUAUGACAUGGUCUGUGGAGACAUCCCUUUUGAGCAGGAUGAGGAGAUCCUUCGUGGACGACUCUACUUCAGAAGGAGAAUCUCUGCGGAGUGUCAGCAGUUGAUCAAGUGGUGCCUGUCCUUAAGGCCUUCUGAUAGGCCCACACUGGAACAGAUCUUUGAGCAUCCAUGGAUGCGCCCAGCAGAGGUCUCCAAGGCAGAGGAGGGAGACAUUCGGCUCAGAGCCAUCAGUACAGACACGUCAAGCAUGAGCUCCAGCAAGGAGAGCCUUUGAAAAAGGGCAUUUCGAAGGGUGGGGAUGUUUGAACUCUUGGUCUGCAGUCCUACCAUGGCUAGGCAUGCAGAUUUUUUUUUUUUUUAUGGAAUUAUAAUUUAUUACUGUUUGCUCUUCCUUUGUAUCUUUUUAUUAUUUUCUUUUUAUAAUUCAUAAAUCGUUUCCUAACAGGGAACAUUUGCUGUUUGGGCGGACUUUACCAGCACUAUUUAUUUUUUAUUUUUAUUUUGAAUUUGUUACAAGGCUGGUUUAUGCAUUUGUCAAGCCUCCUAUUCAGAUGUGGCUGCUCUCAUAGAGCUUGGACAAUUUUUAUUUAAAUGUUUUAAUUUUGAUUUGGAGUGCCUUUUUGAAAGCUGCUGUUUUGGGGCUUUCAUCAUUGCUUUGUGUUUCUAUUUAAUUUCCCCUCAAGCCUGUUUGUAAGUUGCACAUCAGUGUUUUGUGCAAAUUACUUGCCUGUUUGGGGUCCUAUGAUGGGGAAGGGGGUUAACCAACAGAAUACUUGAAACGCACUCACUCCCACUGAGUCUGUCUCUUUCUCUCUCUCUCUCUCUCUCUCUCUCUCUCUCUCUCUCUCUCUCUCUCUCUCUCUCUCUCUGUCCCGCUCUCUGCGCUGCUCAUUCACACUUUGGCCUGCACAGGUGUCCAGAAAAAAGGUUACUUUAAUUUCUGAAUGUGUAUUAUUAUUCAUUGUAACUACCACACUUGCCUAGGGUGUGACCCCUCCUCCCUGGCAUUUUUGUUCCUCCCCAUCUCACUGCUGACACUACAAUACCCGAGUCCUGUGCUGUUGGGGCUUGGGUGUGAAAAUGCACAAUCAAUGCAAUAUUCAUGGACUUAGUUAUUUUUUUAAAUACAAAUCUUGUACAGUGUGUUUAAUGUGUACAUUUUCCCUGCUUUUAAUUUAUUUGUAACAUGUAGACAUUCCACACUCUGUGGCUAUUUAUUUUUAUUUAUUGUCCACGCUUCAGAAUCCCAAAUUUGCAUAUCUUUACAUGGCCUUUUGUUUGCAUUCCUGUCAUAAUAUUUUUUUUACAUUUUGAGAAAUUAAGAGAUGGUGGAUGCACUGAAGCUGUUGUCGAUGUAAAAAGGAAUAAAACAAGGUUUACUUAAAUUGGAAGAGCAUGAAUGUGACUUUACUCUCCAUGGGGCCUUGGUUGCCUUGAACGACUCUAUUCAGAAUUACUUAAGUGUUGUUUUGAAUGGGUUUGUGUAAUCUGCAUACAUUUAACUAGAUUGAUGCAUUCUACGUAUAAAGAUGGGAUAGGGCUAUUCCUGUUAGUGGCUAUGCAGCCUUGUGUUAGACAUUCUCUCCUCUUUAGGUAAGCUGUAUGACACUUGAUGGAGAUCCUAUUUUUAUACAAACAUUUCAAUUAAACGUUUUA